This is a messenger RNA of Hyposmocoma kahamanoa, 2298 nucleotides long. RefSeq names its product glycerophosphodiester phosphodiesterase GDPD6-like. Gene Ontology annotation, biological process: lipid metabolic process. Gene Ontology annotation, molecular function: glycerophosphodiester phosphodiesterase activity. The record is from RefSeq and is a predicted model, not a curated record. The transcript has a single exon. Bases 9 to 1214 code for a protein of 401 amino acids. Gene Ontology annotation, cellular component: periplasmic space. Lineage: Eukaryota; Metazoa; Arthropoda; Insecta; Lepidoptera; Cosmopterigidae.
ACUUUAAAAUGGUUAACGUUAUUGUUUAUGUUCUGUUUGCAUGCAGCGUAACAACAGUGCACUCGGCGAUAUAUUACUCAAGUCCUGAAAAAUGGAACAAUCGCAGUCCAGAUUUAUGCAAGCCGUUGGUCAUAGCCCACCGCGGCUCCAGUGGAUAUGUGCCGGAGCAUACUCUGGGCGCCUACGCAUUAGCCAUCACCAUGGGUGCUGACUACGUCGAGCCUGAUCUCGUCAUGAGCAAUGAUGGAUUCCUCGUGGCACGACACGAGAACGAACUAUUACUUUCCACAGAUGUUGCAAACCGCCCUGAAUUCGCCACUCGCUAUAAAACUCAAACAAUCGACGGUAGAACUGUGUCCGGCUGGUUUACAGAGGAUUUCACAUUACAGGAGCUGAAAAUGCUGCGCUCUAAAGAAGUUAUCGGCAAAAUCAGACCUGGUAACACACGAAUGGAUGGAGCCUUCGACAUACCGACAUUCCAAGAAAUCAUUGAUCUCGUGAAGGCUAUGGAAAUAAGUGAACGUCGUAUAAUCGGAAUUUGCCCCGAAUUAAAACAUCCCACACAUUUUCAACAAUUAAAUCUUGGUAUGGAAAAGGCGGUUGUUGAUCAGUUCCAUGAGAACGGCUAUGUCGGGGCAGAUUCUGCUGCUUACAUUCAAUCUUUUGAAGUGAGCAACCUAAGAGAGCUUAAAAAUUUAACUGACAUAAAAUUGAUACAAUUAAUGGGUAACAGUUCUAGGCAGCCGUUCGAUCAAGUGUUACUAGGAACUGGUCUAACUUAUGGAGAUAUGGCCACAGCGGAAGGACUUAGAAAUGUUGCAACUUACGCAUAUGCAGUGGGUCCUGAUAAAAGUCAUGUUAUUCCUCGUGUAGGGAAUAAUUUAGGCGUGCCGACUAGUUACGUAGCAAAUGCUCACGCUGCAGGUUUGAAAGUGCAUCCUUAUACAUUCCGAGCUGAGAACUUCUAUCUUCCAUAUGAAUUUAGAAGUAACGACUCUUCUAUUGCUGAUAUAGGGAAUAUGAGAGGCGAACUGCAAGUAUUUUUAGCUACUGGCAUUGACGGUUUCUUUACGGACCAGCCGGAUGUCGCCGUGCAAAUGAGAGGAUCUUGUAAAGAAAAUGUGCGUCCAAAUAGUGGUACUCGAAUUAGUGCACUUGCUUAUAAUUUACUCAUUGCAUAUAUUAUCCAUAAGGUUCUAUGCCAUAAGGUUUGAAAAAGUGGUAAUCGGUUACUUAAAGCGGGUAUAGAUAUACAUAUUGAUAUGUACCUCGGCAAAAGUUGUAACUGUCCAAACCAAGGACAUCUAUGUACUUAGGUACUAGUAGAUUGAUAUCUUUGGUCAAAACCGUGAGGUAAAUAACUUCGCAAUAACUUAUUUUCCUUACAGAUCUAGUUUCCUAUCUGUGUUAAAAUAUUUUCAAUGAUUAUGAAGUUGAAAAACUAAAUAGGCAAUACUUCACUAGUAAUAGCGAGUGCAUUGUUUGGCCGAUCAGAUGAUUUCUACCUUGUAUUAAUACGGUUAUAUGUAAUAAUAUAUAUAAUAUAGUUGCAUGAAUAGAUUAGGUAGAUUAGGUAAAUAGUAUUCUUAAUUAAAGGUACCAACCGGACCAACAGUAAAAUACAGAAAAACAGAAGAUGAUUCUUGAUGAUUCUUCGGAAGUUACGAUUUGAAAUACCUACUGAAGCUCAUCUACAAAACCCAUACCGUAUCUUUCACUACGAUAGAACAAAGUUCGUAAAUUAUUACAUUUGCUAAGGUCAAUGAUUUGCUAGUACAUUUUCACCAUGCACUUAAUAAGCAGCAUAUAACCAUAUCUAUGCACUGCAAAUGAGAAAUGCAUACAAUAUGCAAACAAUAUGCCAAGCGAUAAGUAGCGUUAAUCGAGAAAAUCUAAAACGGGGACACUGAUCUCUUUCAGUACAUACGCAUAUUGUUCGCACGUUAGGUCUCGCCGAUGUUCGUCUGUUGGAUGUGGUUAGGUGCUGCGGUCACAUAGAAUAUUUAUCAAAUAUUUUAUUUGUUUUUGUGUAGGUGUCUGUUUGUAUUGUUAUGUGUUAGUAAAUAAUCCUUAAUCGAAGCAUUUAUGAUAAUUAUUAAGUCCUAAAAUUAAUUAUGAUUAAAUUUUUCGCGUAAAGAUUUUAUAAAACUAAUAAACCCAAUGACUGAUUUUAAAAUACUUUCGAUAGUUCAAUGUCUAAAAGGCCGUAUAGUUACAUUUAAAGAAAUAAACUUAAACAUUCCCAAAUUUUUUUAUAUAUAAUAUCAAGUAACGGCACGAACAAGUCGUGCGCCUGAU